UAUUAGUGAUCAAUACUCUAAAUAUAAUAUAAUGAACAAUAGUAAGACAAUAAAAAUUAAAAAAUCAAUAGAAAAAGGAUUUGAUCUUGAGACCUGCUUCUUAAAAAGUGAGUCAGAUCACUAAGAUGGUUAUAUAAAGGAUGCUGAUUAUUAUUUUGAUUCAUAUUCUCAUUUCAGCAUUCAUGAAGAAAUGUUGAAGGACAAGAUCAGAACAAAAGCUUAUUAAAAUGCUAUACUUAAGAACAAAGUAAAUAUAAUAUUUUAAAAGUUAAGCAACUUUUUCAAAAUAAAAUAGUCUUGGAUGUAGGAGCAGGAACAGGAAUUCUUUCAAUUUUUGCAGCUUAAGCUGGGGCAAAACAUGUUUAUGCAGUUGAAAAUGCUAACAUAGCAAUACAUGCAAGAAAGAUAAUCAGUGAUAAUGGCCUCAGUGAAUAAAUUACUAUUGUAAAAGGAAAGAUAGAAGAAAUUGAAUUACCAGUUGAAAAAGUAGAUAUCAUAAUUUCUGAAUGGAUGGGGUACGUUUAAAAUUAACUAAAAUUAUAGUUACUUUCUUCUUUAUGAAUCUAUGUUAGAUUGUGUUCUUUAUGCAAGAGAUAAAUAUUUAGCUGCUGAUGGUCAUAUGUUUCCAGAUAAAGCUAUAAUGUAUCUAGCAACUAUUGAAGAUGAUGAAUAUAGAAAAUCAAAAAUUGAUUUUUGGUAAUAGUUAUAUAUAAUAAAUUAAUAGGGAUAAUGUUUAUGGUGUAAAUAUGAGUUGUAUAAAAUAAUGGGCACUUAAAGAACCUUUAGUAGAUUGUUGUAAUCCUGAGUAAAUAAACUCUAAUUCAUGUCCAAUAUUUGAAAUAGAUCUUAAGACUGUUAAAGUAGAUGAUUUGGAUUUUAGUCAUCAAUAUAUAUUGAAAGUUUAAAAAGAUGAUUAUGUUCAUGCUUUAGUUGGAUGGUAUUCACUCUUGUUUUAUCAAAAGGUUUGAUGUUCAAUUUUCCAGUUGUCAUGUUCCUGUAAGGCUUACAACAUCCCCUUAUGCAGAAAGUACUCAUUGGAAAUAAACUGUUUUUUAUAUUGAAGAGCCAUUGGCUGUCAAAAAUAAUGAUGUUAUCUCAGGUAGUAUUGCUGUAAAAAAGAAUGCAUAAAAUCCAAGACAUUUAGAUAUUAAGAUUUCAUAUCACUUGGAAAAUGUGUAUGGAAAAAACGAACAAGUCAUUUUGUAUAGACUUAGUUGA
Molecule: messenger RNA, 1218 nt
Organism: Paramecium sonneborni
Lineage: Eukaryota; Ciliophora; Oligohymenophorea; Peniculida; Parameciidae
Source: the annotation of a GenBank genome assembly